AUGACCAUCCACGACUAUGAGGCAGUUCGCAAGGACAUCGCCGCCCAGCUGAAGAAGCCCGAUUAUGACGAUGGCAGUGCAGGACCCGUGUUUGUGCGGUUGGCAUGGCACUCCUCCGGUACAUACGAUCUCGAGUCCGACACGGGCGGUUCCAACGGCGCGGGAAUGCGAUACGAAGCCGAAGGAGGCGAUCCCUCGAACGCAGGUCUGCAACACGGACGGGCAUUCCUAGAGCCGAUCAAAGAGAAACACCCUUGGAUCACGUACUCCGAUCUGUGGACACUAGCCGGCGUAGUGGCAAUCAAGGAGAUGGGCGGACCCGAGAUCGAAUGGCACGGCGGACGGACAGACCUGGUAGACGACUCGAAGGUGCCACCACGAGGCCGGCUACCAGACGGAGCACAAGGCGCCGACCACCUGCGAUUCAUCUUUUACCGCAUGGGCUUCAACGAUCAGGAGAUCGUGGCGCUAACAGGCGGCCACAACCUGGGCCGAUGCCACGGCGACCGUAGCGGUUUCGAAGGACCGUGGGUGACGAACCCGACGCGAUUCUCGAACUCGUUCUUCAAAUUGCUGCUGCAGCUUGACUGGAAGCCUCGCAAGAUGGCAACUGGUAUGACGCAGUUUGUGUACGAGGAUCCUGAUGCCGAGGAGGACGAGGAGCCUUUGAUGAUGCUACCGACUGACAUGGCCUUGUCGACGGAUCCGUCGUUCGCUCCUUGGGUGAAGAAGUAUGCCGAGGAUAAGGAUCUCUUCUUUGAUCAUUUUGCCAAAGCGUUUGCGAAGCUCGUUGAGCUUGGUAUUCAGCGGGAUGCCAAGGGUGUUGUUACCAAUACUGACAACCGUCUUGGUGGAUAUGUUUCUGCUCCGAAGAAGAGCAACACUGCCACGGGCCCGCCUAGAGCGCGUCUGUAG
Molecule: messenger RNA, 915 nt
Organism: Penicillium antarcticum
Lineage: Eukaryota; Fungi; Ascomycota; Eurotiomycetes; Eurotiales; Aspergillaceae
Product: peroxidase
Exons: 2
Coding region: 1-915 (304 amino acids)
Biological process (GO): response to reactive oxygen species; hydrogen peroxide catabolic process; cellular response to oxidative stress
Molecular function (GO): heme binding; peroxidase activity
Source: RefSeq, a predicted model, not a curated record